Punica granatum (pomegranate) is the source of this 2629-nucleotide messenger RNA. Lineage: Eukaryota; Viridiplantae; Streptophyta; Magnoliopsida; Myrtales; Lythraceae. The record is from RefSeq and is a predicted model, not a curated record.
ACCUUCACCAUUUCCCAUUUCUCCGAUUUUCCAUUUCCUUCUCAGACUGAAAACGUAAAAAGAGAACAAAUCUCCCACAGAAGAGAGAGAGAGAGAGAGAGAGCGAAUAAACAACAAGAAACAACAACCAAAAUCAGAUCUUUCUUCAUCCUCUUCCGCCAUUGUUACACGUCCCCUUCCGCUUCAAGCAUUCCCCUCCCCUCCCCCGGAAAACAGCGGCAACGACGUGGAUCGCCGGAGCUCGGCCGCUCCCCGCCGGGUGUUUCAAGCGCGAGUAUGCAGCAGCGUGUACGUGGGCUGGUCUCUGAUGGGCUUGUUUUCUUUCUCUGAAGAGUAGGGCCAAGUUGCUUCCUUUUCAAAAUUUCACUGAAAUGUCAGAAGGAUUAGAAGGAGUGGGGCCUUAUGAUGAGAUUAGAGAAAGAAGAUUGGAUUUUGAUAACUUCGAAGAUGACAGGCGGAGAUCUAAAAUUGGAAGUCUAAAGAAGAAGGCUUUGCAUGCUUCGAACAAAUUCACUCAUUCUCUUAAGAAAAGAGGAAAAAGGAAAAUAGAUUACAGAGUCCCUUCAGUUUCCAUAGAGGAUAUACGAGAUGCUAAAGAGGAAGGCGCAGUCCUUGAACUCCGUCAAAGACUACUUGAUCGGGAUUUGCUGCCACCUAGGCAUGAUGAUUACCACACUCUUCUGAGAUUUUUGAAAGCGAGGGAUUUCAACAUUGAUAAAACCAUCCAGAUGUGGGAGGAGAUGCUUGCAUGGAGAAAAGAAUAUGGAACGGACACCAUUUUGGAGGAUUUUGAAUUCGAGGAAUUAGAAGAAGUGUUGCAAUAUUAUCCCCAAGGCUACCAUGGCGUUGACAAAGAAGGCAGGCCAAUAUAUAUUGAGAGGCUUGGGAAGGCUCAUCCUACUAAGCUCAUGCGAAUUACUACUAUCGACCGAUACCUGAGGUACCAUGUACAAGAAUUUGAGAGGGCCCUUCAGGAGAAAUUCCCAGCUUGUUCAAUCGCAGCUAAGAGACAGAUCUGUUCGACAACAACAAUACUGGAUGUGCAAGGCUUGAGCAUGAAGAAUUUCACUAGGACUGCUGCGAGUCUGGUGGCUGCCAUGUCAAAAAUAGACAACAGCUACUACCCUGAGACACUUAAUCGGAUGUAUGUUGUUAACGCUGGUCCGGGCUUCAAGAAGAUGCUCUGGCCUGCUGCUCAGAAGUUUCUAGAUGGAAAGACGAUUGCCAAGAUACAUGUUUUGGAACCCAGAGCGCUGCCUCGACUUCUGGAAGCUAUAGAUCCAAGCCAAUUGCCGGACUUCUUGGGCGGCUCCUGUACUUGUUCUGCUGAAGGGGGAUGUCUCAAAUCUAGCAAAGGUCCUUGGAAUGAUCCUGAUAUAAUGAAGCUUGUACACAAUGGGGAGGCGACAUUUGUGAGACAAGUCACGAGAAUAUCUGAUGAUCAAGAGAAGGUUGACUCCUAUAUUCAGAUACGGCCGCUUAAGGUAAGGGCUAGCGAUCCAUGUGCUGCUGAAUCAGGGUCCGACAUUGAUGAUUGUAAUUCCCCAACUGGACAAAGAAGCUCCAGUUUCCCACGUCUCUCUCCGGUUUGCGAAGAAGUAAGAUUGUCGGACUCAGAUGCCUAUUACAGUUGCCACAGCACAUUUAGUUCAUGUGAAGCCUCUAACAGUGACCAAGUAGGGGGUCCUGAAGAUCUCUUGCUCAAGUUCAGGGGCCGAGAAAAUUCAUCUUGCAAUGGUGAAGCUAGUUUAGAAGGGACUUCUGGUAAUUACUGGCUUAACACGAUAAAGGGAAAGAUCGAAAUGAGGAGUUUGCAGCGUUCGGCAAAAACAUUCUUGGCUCUUGUGGUCAGGCUAGUUUCAUUCUUCCGGUGUGUGUACUCCCCGUUCUUGAGAAAACAGAGCAACAUUCAUCCAUCUAAUGUGGUGGAGACCAACACAGUCAUCAGCGACCAUCCAGCAGCUGUUGAAGCGGUCAGUGAGGACCGGGUUCGUCCAUGCGUAGAGCGACUUCAGAGGCUCGAGAGAAUAUUAGAUGAGCUCAGUAACAAGCCUGCAGGGAUCCCUGUGGAGAAGGAGAAGAUGCUAUUGGAUUCUCUAGACAGGAUUAAGUCAGUGGAGCAUGACCUGGAGAAAACGAAGAGAGUACUUCAGGGUGCAGUAAUGAAGCAACUUGAGAUUGCUGAGCACAUAGAGAACUGGAGCCAAGCAAAAUGUCAGCAGAGAAAGUGGCUAUGCUUGAGAGCUUAGAGAGUUGUUCAACAGCGGAUUUGAUAAGAUCCUCAAGUUGUGCUGUCGGGAUUUGAUCGGAUGAUGGAAGUUUUUGCCUGACCACUCCGAGCAUGCAGCACAACACGGGCUCGUGGUGGACUUUUGCUUACCCUUUUGGCCGGCUAAUGUUUUCCACAACCUUUUGUACGAGGUUCUUCUUGUGAAUGGAAAUUAUGGCGAGAAAGACUCCGAGAGAGUGUAAUCAGGAAGAAAAGGGAGAAAGAAACAAGAUGUGAAAUGAAGAGUAUCUUUUUACACCGCAGCCACCACUAGUAGUUCUGUGGGUUUUUACUCCAUGGAAUGAAAUUGUAUAUCUGACGAGCAUUUGUAAAUUCACUAAUAUUUUCCCUCUUUUUUUU